UCUUCCAUUAGCGCCUCCAAUUAGGAAACACGUCUUCAUUAUUCCCUUUCCCUUUGACUGUUCUCUUUAUUUAUUCAUAUAUACACGCAAUCCCUUUUCUCUCCAUCCAAUAAUUUCCCAUAAACCCUAUAUUUCUCAUAACCUUUCUCUAUAUUUUAUAAGCAACCCCCCUUUCAAUAUUACCAUUUGACCCAAAUCUUCACUAAAAAAAAUCUCCUCUUUUUUUCCCCUUUAGAAUUUUGAUCAUGGAAGCAGGGACGAUCUCUCGGCUUCUUCAACCAAUGAAGCAAAGUUCAAACCCUUCCAAUUUCAGCUCCAACUCUUCGAUGUUCUGCCCUCGGACAAGGUUAAUGCCUGCUUGCCAUGUGUCACAUGGUGGACGAGAAAUGAAUCCUACCGAGCAGGAAUUAUCUCUGGUUUUAUCUUCAGAAAAUAAGAAGAGCAGUGUAUUUGGUGGAUUGUCUUUACAUCGUCCAGUGCACAAGAGAGAUCCAGUCGGCAAAAUGUUUUGUUCUGUCGGGGCGUAUACAUAUCCCGGGAGCAUUGCUGAAUCUCCUUCACAGACAACUGAAGAAAAGAUUGGGGUGCUACUUUUGAAUCUUGGAGGACCAGACACGCUUCACGAUGUUCAGCCUUUCUUGUUCAACUUAUUUGCUGACCCUGAUAUUAUACGUCUCCCUAGAUUAUUCCGAUUUCUCCAGCGCCCAUUAGCACAACUCAUUUCUGUUCUCAGAGCCCCGAAGAGUAAGGAAGGGUACGCUGCAAUUGGAGGCGGUUCCCCUUUACGAAAGAUAACAGACGAGCAGGCUAGCGCGCUAAAAAUGGCACUAGAAACAAAGGAAGUUCCUGCAAAUGUCUAUGUUGCAAUGCGAUACUGGCACCCAUUCACCGAGGAAGCUGUUCACCAGAUAAAAAGAGAUGGGAUUACGAAGCUCGUAGUGCUGCCUUUGUAUCCUCAAUAUUCUAUCUCUACAACUGGUUCGAGCGUCCGUGCCUUACAGAAUAUUUUCAAGGAUGACUCUUAUCUGUCUAGACUGCCAGUUGCUAUCAUUGAAUCCUGGUACCAACGACAAGGCUACAUCAAGUCCAUGGCAGACUUGAUUGAGAAGGAGUUGCAUAAUUUCUCCAACCCUGAGGAGGUCAUGAUUUUCUUUAGCGCCCAUGGAGUGCCAGUUAGUUAUGUUGAAGAUGCUGGUGAUCCGUAUAGAGAUCAGAUGGAGGAGUGCAUUUCCUUGAUAAUGAAUGAGCUGAAAGCUAGAGGAACUAACAAUCAUCAUACCUUGGCUUAUCAGAGCCGAGUUGGACCUGUACAGUGGUUGAAACCAUACACUGACGAAGUUCUUGUUGAGCUUGGCAAGAAAGGUGUAAAGUCUCUGUUGGCUGUUCCAGUAAGUCUCAUAUUCUGGGUCAAGUUAAGCGAAUCCUCGUUAUGCUUUGAAUCUUUGAACAUUCAUCAAAUCUUUUGUUGCUUUGUGAGUGAACACAUAGAGACUCUUGAAGAGAUUGAUAUGGAAUACAAGGAAUUAGCACUUGAAUCAGGAAUUGAAAAUUGGGGUCGUGUUCCUGCUCUGAAUUGCACCUCAUCCUUCAUAACUGAUCUGGCAGAUGCAGUUAUUGAAGUAUUGCCUUCGGCAAUGGCAAUGUCAACGUCCUCUGGCGCAGAGGAAGAAGUUGACAAUGAUCCAAUGCAAUAUUUUAUAAAAAUGCUUUUUGGAUCACUAUUAGCAUUCGUUUUUCUGUUCUCACCAAAGAUGGUAUCGGCUUUUAGGAAGAACAUCCUUUAGGGAGGACAAACACUCCUUUUCAGAAUGGCUGAAAGAUUAGUACAGACUACAGAGAGCAAGAAGCGAUAUUUCAUAUUUGUGGCGCCACCUGAAAGUUUCUUAAUUUUGUGAGCAAUUUACAAGUUUUGUUCUAAUUAAAUAUAUUAGACAUUACUUUUGUUAGAAUGGAUACAACAGUUUUGAAGUGCUAAUAUUCUGUUUUGGGCUCGGUACUUGUACAUAGAACAUGCACAAAUCAGAAAUACAAAAAUCUCUGUGGCCUUGGGUUUCGACCCAUUAGAAGUUGUCUUGUAUUUUUCUCUAAA
This is a messenger RNA of Nicotiana tabacum (common tobacco), 2089 nucleotides long. Lineage: Eukaryota; Viridiplantae; Streptophyta; Magnoliopsida; Solanales; Solanaceae. The record is from RefSeq and is a predicted model, not a curated record.